GAAAAGGAGCCUCCCUCAAAACUGAGCUCUAAUCGAGAGCUGGAGUGUUUAGUGCGCACACACGGUCCCUGUGUGUGCGUGUGUGUGUGUGUAAGGGACACAAUCUCACAUUGGCAAAGAAAGAUCUACAAAGAAAACCAGUGCGAGACUAACUGAUUCACGGAAGAUCAGGAAACAUGUUCUCAAAAAAGGGCACAUUUAAGGUCUCUCCGAGCAGCAAGCUAUCCAGUGACCUUCCCGUGCUGAUUGCGCGUAUGCAGAAGAAUGGUGACCAGGUGGAAACGGACAUCCUGGACACAGAAGAGAAACUGCGGGCAGAUAAGUUAAACUACGAGAACAACCGUCCGUUCAAGUACGAGGCUGUGAACAAUGAGAACUUAGCUCGGUCGGAAGGCCUCCUUAAGGACCUUUUCCUGGAUGCCGACAAGGCAAAGAAGCUGAGACACCCACAGGGGCAAGAGAUUGAAACUGACGUGAAGAGAAUGCACGAACGCUGGGUGCAGCAGUGCUCCACGUAUCGGGAUCUCUACGAGAAACUUAAACUGCCCAAGACCGAUAAGUCUGUAGACUGGCCUGACAUCCUGGCACAGAAACAGCUGGAGAUCAGUAAGGGUGGCUUUGGAUCACAGCUGCCAGAACUGGAACGGCAGGUUGCAUCUCAUCACAUACUGAGUAAAGAAAUCGAAGCUUAUGGGCCACAGAUCAACAGCCAGUCCAUCCCCAAUCCGGAGGAACUCAGGAAUGUUCAGAAGCAAUACAAAAAUUUGGUGGACUCCUCCAAGCUGCGUGGCCACCAACUAGACGAUCUCUACAGCUACAUGCAGGACUGCACCAAGCAGCUGAUGUUCAUGAAUGAGCAACAGGAGAAGAUCCAGAGGCAGGAUUGGAGUGACCGGAUGUUGGAGCCCGAGGAAGUGCGCAAGCAGUAUGAGAGUUUCAAAGAAAAUGGACUGUUGGCUGAGGAGGAAGCUGUCAACAGAAUUCAGGACAACGGAGAGCGUCUGAUGAAACUGAAGCACCCAGGCAGCCCUGCGAUUGAAGCCCACAAGGAUGCAGUGAAGAACGAAUGGCAGCAGUUUCUGAAUCUCUGCAUCUGCCAGGAGGCACACCUGAAGAACGUGGAGGAUUAUAGAAAGUUUCAGUAUGACGCGGACAAUCUCAGUCAGUCAAUCAAAAAGCACAGUGCAGAGCUGGACAACAAGUUCUCCAAGUACAACGACAAUCCCCGUGUUAUGUCCGACCUGCUCCACCAGUUUGAGGGUGAUGAGAAAAAUAUCAUCCAAAUGGACAAGGAGAUGAACGAUCUGAGGAGACGGAGCCAGCAGAUUGCACCGCUGAAAGCCCGGCGCACUCCCGUUUCCAAACCCUUCCCAGUGACUGCCCUGUGUGACUGGGAUGACAGACAGAAUGAAGUAAGCCGUGGAGAGAAGCUAAUGCUCCAGGACAAUGACGAUCUCGAGAACUGGGUGGUGGUGAAUAGUUCAAAACAGACCAAGCGUGUCCCUGGGGUCUGCUUCAACAUCCCUCCUCCUGACUCAGAGGUCAUUGGUCGAGCAAACAGAUUGGCAAAGGACUUGGAUGAUUUGAAGAGGAAACGGUCAGACACUGAGAACAAGUUGAAAAACCAUUACAAUGAGUUAAGGCAAAUGAAGCCCACAUUACAGGACUACCCAACCAUGCAGACCAAUUUGUUAACCCAGUCUGCAGCACCAGGAGAGGAUGAUCCCCAGAGCAAAGAUCUCCUGUCCAAGCUCAACAAGAUCAACGACAACCUGGGAGAGACUGAGAAGGAGGUGAUGUCCCAGCUUCACAUGCCAAUCAACCGGAGUGCUCCCACUCAGGACAUUGCUGACCGUCUCAAGGACCAGCAGAAUAUAAAUAGCCGGUUGCAGAAGAUUGGAGUUGAGAAGGACUCCGUAAAGAAAGAGUGUGAAUCACACCUUCUGAAGAAGCCCACAGGGCCCUCGGCAUCGCUGCUUCCAAAAAAACUCAAUGACGUGACGAAUAAGCACAAAAAUGUCACCUCACUGGCCAACCUAUACCAGAACAAAGCGUCAUCUCAAUUGGAGUUGGAAAACAGCAUUAAGAAAGCGAAUGAUGCCAUUAAGAUAAUUGAAUCCAAUCUCGCAGAGGAGUCUGCGGUUCCUGCUACUUCAAAUGCCAUGCAGCAGAGGAAGACCGAGCUCCAGAGGCUGAGGCGAGAGCUAAACAACGACCAAGAUAAGCUGCAGAAGGCGAACCAGGACCUGAGAAAGACCGAAGACAGCUGCAAACCUUUGGAGUUGAACUUCCAGGAAUACUGUCCUGAUAUCAAGAAACAGCGGGCCGAGGUCCAAAAGCUGAACAACCGCUUUCAGAAUGCCAGUGAUCAACUGGACCUGAGAGAGGAAAUGCUUCAGAACGCUGAUGGAGCCCAGCAGCGUUACAAAACAUCCCUGCAGGGACUCAACAGCUGGAUGGACAAUCUUCCGAACAACCAAGUGCAACCCACUGCCAGCCUAAAUGAAGUCCAAACCAAACUCCAAGCCCAGAAGAAACUUGUGAAUGAUAUCAAGAAGAAGGAGCCUGAGAAAGAUGAACUUGUCCGCCUCUCCCAAGACCUGCAGUCGACACUGAAGGAUUACGAAACCAACAAUGACAAAUACCGAGCAUCUCUGGACUCUACCUCUGGCCCAUCUGGCGUGAAGAAGCUAAGAAGUCAGACACUGCAAGAUAGCAUUAAAGAUCAGGAGAAGGACACGGUCAAACGCUUCGCUGAAGUCUCCUCAUCAAAUGAUCAGCUGCUGAGCCAGCUGGACUUUGUGACAAAGGUUAAGCAAAAGCAACAAGAAAGUCCAAUAGACGAAGUAGUUAUGCAACAGAAUGUAAAGUCAUCGUUUGCCAGCAGAGGCAGUGACAUCCAACAACAGUACAAAGAUGAAGAGAAGAAGACCAAAUUAGCCCAAGCAGCUCUUCAGGAGCAGAGUAAAAGACUGAGUCUUCUAAGAGCACGGCGGCCUGUGGAUCAAAUGGAAGAGAAGGAGGUGGUGAAGUACUACAGGGACCCCAAGGUAGAAGCCAACCUUUCCAACUUGCGCAAUGAAGUCCAUCAAGUACGGAAACAGAGACAGGAAACCCAGAGUGAUAUAAAUGCAACUAAGCAGAAAAUCAGUUUGCUGGAAGGUGAUCAGAAGAAUGCCAAGAUCGGGCUGCUCACCAAAGAGGUGAAGAAAAUUGAGAGGCUGCCCGCUUUGGAUGCUGAAGCUGAAAACCUACGCAGUGAAAUCAGUACUCUGAGAAGGGAAAAGCAAAUAACUAUUGGUGACUGGGAUCGUCUAACAAGAGAGGUCACCAUCCUUGAGCAGAAACCAGUCAACGUUAAAGAAAGGGUUGUUGUGGUGGAAAAAGUCAAGGUAGAAAAGGACCCGGGUAUGCUGAAGGCCUCCAAGGAACUUCAAGACGAGAUUGAAGAUGAAGUUCAUAAGAAACAAGUGCUGACUGAAAAGAUACGUACCAUUCGAACUCAGAUUGAGACCCUGGAGAAACAAUCUGGAAAGACCGAUCCAAAGAUCAUGAUUAAGGAGAUCAAGAAGAUAGAGAGGGACCCUGAACUUGAAAAGGAGUUAGUCAAGCUCAGAGACAUUUGUCAAGAUGAUAGCCACAAAAAUAGUGUUCUGGAGAAAGAACUAAGUGAGCUGCAGAGGAAGUACAGAAUUAUUGAUGAACAGAAACCAAAAAUAGAAACAAAGGAAAUAGUUCAAGAGAAUUUCCGUGUCCUUCCUGAAACCGAGCAAGAGAUAGCAAAGCUGAAAAAAGAAAUACGGGAAACUGCGAAGAGAAGGGGUGAUGUGGAGAUGGAGAUCACUAUCGCCCACGGAGACCUGGAAGUGCUGAAAGACAGGAAACCUCAAAUUCAGUACAAAGAUAUCACCAAGGAAAUUGUGAAGCUUCAAAAAAGCCCAGAAAUGCUAAAAGAGAUCGAUCAACUCAAGCAUAAACUCCCUCAAAUGGAGGAUGAUCAUGGCGAUAUGCAGGUGAAGAUUAAGAGGUUGAAAAAUGAAAGAGAUGAGUGGCGGAAAGAACGGUCGAAGAUCGAGACCAAAGUGGUGACCAAGGAUGUUGUGAAGUAUGAAGAUGACCCAAUGCUGGAUAAGGAAGUGGCGCGAAUCCGAACAAUACUCCGUGAAGAAUCGGAGAAGCGAAGGCAUAUCGAGUCAAUAGUGUUUGAUUUGCAGAACAUGUACUCUCAGUUGCAGAGACAGAAGCCUGAAGAGAAAGUUGUCGUUCAGGAAAUGGUUCGUUUAGAAAAGGAUCCAAAACUUGCCAGAGAACAUGAUAACCUGGGCAGAACCUUGGAUGAAGAACGAAACCAGAGGCGAAACCUGGAGAGGGAAGUCCAGCAUCUGAAAGAUCUGGUAGAGGAAAAAGAGAGAGAACUAAAUCUCGAGGAGGAAAAAGGCAUUCACCAGGCAGUCAAAAAUGAAAUGGAGGGAAUCAAGUACAAAAUACGUGAGCUGGAGUCAACUCCUCCUCCCUUGGAAGAGAAGAUCGUCACCGAAGAAGUACUCAAGGUGGAAAAAGAUCCAGUUCUUGAAAGGUUAGCUGGAUCCCUACGUCAGCAACUAGAACAAGAGAGGAAUAAAGCUAAUAGUUUGGACAAAGAAAUUAAGAAAAUUCAACUCCAGUUGGAGAUUCUACACAGGGAGAAAUCCCAAGAAAAACUUAUCUGCAGAGAAGUUAUCCGGAUAGAAAAAGAUAAGGCCUUGGAGGAGGAGCGUGCCCACACUCGAGACUUGUACAACAAGGAGAAGAAUUCCAGGCUGGACAUAGAAGAGGAGCUAAGAAGGGUUAGAGACAGGUGCGAGAAAUUGGAAGAUUCAAUAGCAUCACGAUCCCAGGUGGAAUCAGAUCUGAGAAAGGCCCGGGAUAAUGCUUUCCGUGAGAAGGCAGAUUUGGAGGAUGAACUAAAGAAUCUAGAGACUGAAAGAGAACAAAAGACCUUUGUCCAUAAAGAGGAGUCCAAGCGUCUGAGUCAGCAUCACGUGAAGGAAAAGCAAAGAAAGCAAGAGCUAGAUGACAAACUGUCAUGGAUCGAGACGGAGAUCAUGAAGGAGAGAGACAAAAUCCACGAGAAAGAGUACAGAAUCAGAGACCUUGAGUCACAGAUCAGCAGGGAAGAAGCUCGUCAACGUGACAUCCAGAUGAGAGAAACCAACCUGUCUACAAAGAUAUCCAUUGUGGAUCCAAGUACAGGGAAGGACUUGUCACCCUAUGAGGCUUACAAGAGGAACUUAAUAGAUCGGGAACAAUACAUGAACCUGCAGAAGCUGGAGUGUGACUGGGAGGAGAUUUUCACCCAUGGCAUAUCAGGAGAAAGCUCUGUCCUUCGAGACAAGAAAAGUGGGAAAGAAUACUCCAUCGAGGCUGCUCUGAAAGACGGAAGAAUCACAAAGGAAGACCUGAAACUCUAUAGGGAAGGAAAACUCCCGAUAUCUGAGUUUGCUCUGUUGGUAGCAGGUGAAGACAAACCAAUGGCGUUACAUACCGACUUAGUAAAUUCCACGCCACCAAUUUCCCCAGCGUAUCAAUCAACAAACUAUUCUAGCCCAAGCUUUGCAACCUACAGGGCACACACUGAUCGGGAUCAGCAAGCCAUAGCUGGAGUGUAUGAUAACACCACUAACUCAAAGAUGUCCAUCACAAACGCCUUGAACAAGAAGCUACUAGAGCCCAUCACUGCUCAAAGGCUGUUGGAAGCACAGGCAGCCACAGGUGGGAUCAUUGACAUCGCGACCCGGGAAAGACACUCGGUACAUAAGGCAUUAGAUAGGAACCUGAUCGACAAAACCCACGAGAGAAGGCUGCUCAAUGCACAGAAGGCUUUCACUGGGCUUGAAGACCCCGUCACAAAGGAACGCCUUUCUGUUGGGGUGGCCCUCCAGAAGGGCUGGCUGCCCACUGAUAUUGCCCACCAGUAUCUGGAAGCCCAGUACCUCACUGGGGGACUGGUGGACCCCAACCACUCUGGCCGCGUGUCUACCAAGGACGCCCUCAGGUCGAACAUGAUCGAUAGCAACACUGCCAGGGUCCUGCAGGAGGAAUCCAACUAUGCAAAGGAUCUUGUUGAUCCCAUGUCUGGGGAGAGAGUCAGUUACAAAGAACUAAUGAAACGCUGCAAGAAAGAUGAGCUUUCGGGCCUCUUGCUUCUCCCGGUCAAGUCAGACCCACAUGCGCUUUCCAGCUAUCAAUCUUCAAGCCGCUUCGACCCUGGAUAUUAUUCUCCAUACUCCAGCUUGUAUUAAUCACUGCCCACAGAUACCAUUGAGUGUUAAGCACGCGUCACCCACAACUUCUAAAGCGAACUUACUCUCUUACUAAUUGUUUCAAGUUAUAUUACAUAUCUCCUUGGUUUUUUUUCACCAUGGGUUUAAGGCUAUUCUAAUCAAGUGCUUUUUUUAUGUAUUUAAAGGUUUAUAUAACUGGGGAUUUCAGUGCUAUCUCAUUCUCCGUCUGCCACAUUUCUUUUAUAAGUGUGUAAGAGAAUCAUAAGGUGCAAGACGUGAAACAUUGGUCUACUCUUGUGUCAUAAAGAAUUCAUUGCAACAUCAAAUAAUUUCAUUAAUAAACAAGUCUAUGAAAAAGUC
Messenger RNA from Pristis pectinata (smalltooth sawfish), 6623 nucleotides. RefSeq names its product envoplakin a (gene evpla). The record is from RefSeq and is a predicted model, not a curated record. NCBI's taxonomy places the organism in Eukaryota, Metazoa, Chordata, Chondrichthyes, Rhinopristiformes, Pristidae. Gene Ontology annotation, molecular function: cadherin binding; structural molecule activity. The transcript is spliced from 22 exons. The coding region runs from base 177 to 6281 and encodes 2034 amino acids. Gene Ontology annotation, cellular component: intermediate filament; cytoplasm; membrane. Gene Ontology annotation, biological process: wound healing; intermediate filament cytoskeleton organization.